GUUGACUACUCUUUCACUGAAACAUCUUUGGAUCAUGAGCAAUCAUCCGUAGACACGUGAUCCUGUCCCCUCACAUUCGCCGUAGAGACCCACGUGAGUACGUGACCAUCCUUCAGAUCUCUGAUCCAUCACAAAGACUAUUCCUUUCUUCCUCCUUCCAUCAUCAUCACUUCAAUGGCGACGAUGAGCAAAACCCAUAGGUCCAAACCCACUCACGGAUCCAAAAGACUCGUCCUUUUAUCUCUCCUCGCCGCCGCCGCAUUGCUCCUCCUCCUUUUCUCCUCGUCCUUCUCCACCAGAGGAUCCGGUCUAGUUGAUUACUUCUCGAGGUCUUCUCGCACCAAGAGACAACACAGCUUGUCGGACAAGUACUUGUACUGGGGAGACAGAGUCGAUUGUCCCGGCAAGAACUGCGAGAGCUGCGCUGGUUUGGGCCACCAAGAGUCCAGCCUUAGAUGCGCUCUCGAAGAAGCCAUGUUUCUCAACAGGACGUUCGUUAUGCCUUCUCGUAUGUGCAUCAAUCCGAUACAUAACAAGAAAGGUUUACUUAACGGAUCCGACAAUGAAAGUUGGGAAGUGAGUUCUUGUGCGAUGGAGUCAUUGUAUGACGUUGACCUCAUCUCUGAGAAGAUCCCUGUGAUCUUGGACGACUCGGAGACGUGGCACAUUGUGCUAUCGACAGGUAUGAAGCUGAAGGAGCGUGGGAUUGCGCAUGUGAGUGGAGCUAGUAGGCGUGAGCUUAAUGACUCUAGCCACUAUGCAAAUCUUUUGCUCAUUAACCGAACCGCAAGUCCUCUCGCAUGGUUUGUUGAGUGCAAAGAUAGAAUUGAUCGUAGCAACGUCAUGCUUCCUUAUUCGUUUCUGCCGAGUAUGGCAGCACCAAGAUUGAGAAAUGCUGCAGAAAAGAUAAAAGCACAACUUGGUGACUAUGAUGCAAUCCAUGUUCGUCGAGGUGACAAACUAAAAACAAGAAAAGACAGGUUUAACGUUGGAAGAACACAGUUUCCGCAUUUAGACAGAGACACACGCCCAGAGUUUAUCAUGAGCAGGAUACAGAAGCAGCCACCAGGGAGAACUCUUUACAUCGGUUCUAAUGAGAGAACCCCUGGAUUCUUCUCUCCUCUCUCUGCCAGGUACAAAGUGGCUUAUUCGUCGAAUUUCAGUGAGAUUUUAGAUCCUAUAAUCGAGAACAAUUAUCAGUUAUUCAUGGUGGAGAGGCUGGUAAUGAUGUGUGCAAAGACAUUCUUCAAGACGUUUAGAGAGUAUGAAACGGAUCUUACUUUAACAGAUGAUCCAAAAAAGAACAAGAACUGGGAGAUACCAGUUUACACCAUGGACCAAGACAAGGAAGAACUAAAGACUACGCAUUGAUCCAGACAAGAGUCACAAAUUUGCGUAUGUAUAAUGUGUAACCAGAGGCAGAGUUAUUUGAGCAUUUUUUUUCUUGCUUCCUGGUCUGUUUGUUAUGUUUAUGUAUAUCAACUCAUUAAUAAUAGUUUAUAGCAAGUUU
Brassica oleracea var. oleracea is the source of this 1510-nucleotide messenger RNA. RefSeq lists its product as uncharacterized. Gene Ontology annotation, cellular component: Golgi apparatus. NCBI's taxonomy places the organism in Eukaryota, Viridiplantae, Streptophyta, Magnoliopsida, Brassicales, Brassicaceae. Bases 175 to 1371 code for a protein of 398 amino acids. The record is from RefSeq and is a predicted model, not a curated record. The transcript has 5 exons.